Lolium perenne is the source of this 3273-nucleotide messenger RNA. RefSeq lists its product as uncharacterized. NCBI's taxonomy places the organism in Eukaryota, Viridiplantae, Streptophyta, Magnoliopsida, Poales, Poaceae. The record is from RefSeq and is a predicted model, not a curated record.
AAAACGAUAGAUAGAUCCCCGUGGAAAACCUUGGCAAACUCCAUGGAAUUUAGAACCCUGUCCUCUAGAUAGAGAAUCAGCCACCCCAAGCACACGCGCGCGCCUCAAGAACCCAACAACCCAGAAGAAGAAGAAAUCGAGGCCAGAGCGCCAGAAAUUUCUCAAUUCUUGGGUGCUGCGAUCGAUCCCCUCUGCUACGUAAUCCUACUCCUCCCUACCAUCAGUGCUUAGUUUAGUCUUCGCCUCCACAGUCCACAGGUUCACAUGUGCUCUGCGCGUUAACGGCAGCAGCUAGCCAAAAUCUCCUUCCCCACCGUGGCUGGCAGUUCAUCCUCUACUCCGGGCCCCGGCUGCCGUUCCUCCUCUUCCUCCGGCCGUUUCGCCUUUUCCACCGAGCUCGCAAUCAACUCUUCUCCCCAGUUCCGCAGCUUUUCUUGCACAACCUUUCUUCCGCUGCUUCCAUCACACUCAUCAGUAACUCCUUGCUCUUCUUGACGCGCCAUUAAAACUGGAGGGGAGUUACGCCGCGCGCCGCGUUGUUACCCCAUUGAUUGAUUCCUAUCCCGUACUCGGCACAGCCGUUUCCAUCCUUUCGCCUCCUCCCACCGGGAGCUGGAAACCGUCCGCGUUACAGAGAAGAAGAAGAAGCCAUGUGCGCCACCACAGAGCAAUUGACAGGGAGAUCGGCGUGAGGAGUAAAAGGGAACAGCUAUCUCCUCGACGCCUCCCCCUCUGCGCCCCUCCGUUCCGGUAAACAGGUCCCGUCGCCAUCUUCCUCUUAAUUCCUCCUGGCCUCUCUCUCCAUCUCUCUGGUUGCCAGUUCAGGAAGACAGGAACGUUGCGGAUGCAUAAAAGCCGGCUCCUCUUGUCUCAUCUUCUCCAUCCUAGCAGCUGGUAGCCUUCUGCCUUGGCUUUGAUUCUUUCUCUCUCGUUUGGCCCAUCUGAUAGCCUUGGUGUAGGUCCGAAGUCCUCCUCACCUAAUCUUGUUUCUACCCCCGGUUGGUAGCCCGCCUGUUGCUCCAGCUGAUCUCCUACAUAAAACCUCCAGGCUUUCUUGCUGCCUUCAGAACCUGUUCUGACCAGUCCAUCUCACUGCUCUUUCCAAGCCUCCUUUUGAUCUCUCUCUCUCUCCGUGUGCUCGGAGGGUAGGAGGCAGGGGGCUUGCUUCAGGGGAGGAGGCUCUGGAUGCUGCGCCCGCGGUGAUCGAUCUCUGAGGUCAGGUGAUCAAGGUGUGUUUCGCUAAAAAAAAGGGUGUGUUUUGCAGCAUUCACUAGCUCUUCAGUUCUUGGGUGAAAGAUGGCACUUGUCUACUUGGAAAGGAGAAAUGGAUUACACGACGACAGCGUCGCUCCAGAGUUCAGUGGAAGGUCUGAAAACAACCAUAAACACCUGACCGUUGCUGCACCUGAGGUUCAGUCUGAUUUGGAUCUGGUAAACUACAGGCGGCCAUUGCAAGCAGAUGAGAAGAAAAGCAGGAGCUGCCAGUCAUGUCACAGUUCACAGUGUUCUUGUCCGGAGUUGUGCACGACGCUUCCUGCCAAGAUGAUGGUUUUGGAGUUUCUAAUAAGAAGCCUGAGGCACCCAACAAGAACCCACAAUGUGAGUGAUCUUGACGACUUGAUUAGCGACGGGACUGGCACCGGGGAUGUAACUCUUUGUCCUUCAGAGAAGAUGAUGCUGGACUCUUUACAUGCACUGGUGAAUGCGAAGACGAGACCUAAGAGCCCGUCCUUCUUCCUUCCUGGAGCUAAAAUGAGGAAGACGCGGUCACGAUCCCAUAACAUAACACAGUCAGAGAUACUGAAGCUGAUAUCACCAGAGACAUGGGAGAUGUCAUCCCCCGCAGCAUCGCCCUUGAAGAAAAGCACAGCUGAGCUUCGGGUGCACGAGAAAAUGGUGCCAUCUUACUCGGAUGCAGCAUGUAUGAUCUCAGAUCAGACUGCUCUGCCUUCACACUCAAACCCACCAUCAUCAUCUCUUAGUGCAGGUCUCCUGCAGUGCAUAUGGAAAGAUGGACUCCCUCACUUUGAACUGUCACUGGACGAUCCUAUGGCAGUGUACACUGCAAGCCUUAUCAGGUCACCGGGCAAUGACAAAGCCGUCGACUACGUUUACUUGUUCCGCUCAGGGGAGCAAGGGAAAAGGGAUUGGAUGGGGAACUCGAGCAAUGUGUCGAAACUUGUCGGCAAGAUGAAGGUCUCAAGUUCUCUACUCUUGAGCUUGGACAGUUCAACUUCUGUAGAAACUGAGUUUAUCUUGUAUGGUUCCCCUGAUGACUACCUGAGGCAGGUGCAUAGCACCUACAGUGCCACAAAAGGCAAGGGGCUAGUCAAGAGAGUGGCAGAGAUCAUGAGAUCGCCCAAUGCUUCCGCUAGUCCAAAACAUGUCUGGGCAAGGUCUGGCAAAUCUCCCCUGCAACAGUUCGACGAUUUGCGCAGCGAUAUGAUCGAAGGCGAACCUGGCAGUGCUGGGGAGUCAGGAUUGGUCAGCCUGACCGCCGAUGAUCUGCCGACCAAUCAGGAGAUAGCGGCGAUCGUGGUGAGGGAACAGCGGCGUGGACGCCGAGAAGAACCUGCAGUUGGUGGCUGGGGCCUGAAGUUCCUUGAGAAGGCUGGAAUUGCUCAUCCAGAGGAGAGUAACGACACCAGCAUUCAGAAUAAGAAUGCAAGGUGCAUAAGUGUCAUUGUUCCGCGAGGCUACCACGGUGGCGUGGCUUCAAGGAACGGUGGCCCGUCGGGGCUCGUGGAGAGGUGGAGGUUUGGUGGUAGCUGCGACUGCGGCGGAUGGGAUUACGGUUGCCCCAUCAGAGUGCUGAACAACGACGGUGGCUCUUCAUCACCACAGGACAGCAAAUCAGUAGAGUUGUCACUAACGGGCGUGAGGAGUAAGGAGCCAGUGUUGAGGCUGGUGAACGUCACAGAGGGUUUGUACAUCAUCUACUUCGACCCGAGCCUUGUCUCACCGUUGCAGUGCUUCUCGGCUGGGGUAGCUGUAGUCCACAGCCGGGCGCCCCAGCUGUACCCGAAACUGUGAAGCAUUGCCAAGAUUUGAAGAAGUUAUGUAUUCCCUCCGACCCAUAAAUCUGCGACAAGUAGUAUGGGUUGGAGGGAGUAAAAAAAUAGAUAGGUGAGGUGACAGGAAAAAUGCCCCGCUCGAGCUGCUAACUUCCAUUUAAUCUGAUGAAAUGAGGCCGGGCAGAAGGGUGGAGCUAUGGAAGAAGUCAUGUAAAAAAUGCUUUAUAGAUUGUUUAAUCUAAUUGCUGCCUAACGAUGA